GGGAAUUGAAAGGCAAAGGUCAGGGAGAGAAAAUGUCGUGUCCUGUGACAGAUGAGAUGAGGGCCAAUGCAACAGAGUUCUGUAAAGGGAAUGCGCUGUGCCAAUACAAAGCCAAGGGCUUGCUCAAAGAAGUAGGCUUACCCACAGGCCUGUUGCCUCUACAGGACAUGGAGGAAUUUGGCUAUGUAAAGGACACCGGGUUUGUGUGGUUCAAAUCCAAGAAAAACACAGACCACAAGUUUGAGAAGAUAGGCAAGCUGGCCCAGUAUGGAAGUGAAGUUACUGCGUAUGUGGAGCAGAAGAAGAUCAAGAAGAUGACGGGGGUGAAGGCCAAGGAGCUGUUCCUGUGGGUCACCAUCAGCGAGAUCUCGGUGGACGAUCCGCCCACCGGGAAGAUCUACUUCAAGAGUCCUUUGGGCAUUGGCAAGACCUUCCCGGUUUCCGCUUUUGAAAACCCGGAAGACGAGAAGGAGGAGAAGGAAGAACAGAGGAAAUAAUGCUCUCGAAGCCAAGGAGGCCAGUAGGUACAUAUAUAUAGACCGUGCGUAUAGGUUGAAUAAAUAAUUAGGAACUAGCUAAACUAGCUAGUCACCUUGCAUGCUGCGUUGCUUGGGUACCAGUACUAUUAUCCGCAGUUCAAUGGUUCGUGUGUGGUGUGGUUCGGUGUUGAAGUCGUACGUCUGAUGUCUAAUUCUCGAGGACGAUUGUGUGGGGUUUCAUCCAAUGUGAUAGCUCAUUGUAAGUAUAAGUCGUGAAACCACCCCCUCACAAACUAUUUGGGAUUAUAUCAUUAUUAUAUCAGGUACUGUAUAUUCAAACAAGUGGAAAAUGUAAAAUAAUUAAGGAUCAAGCGAUCACAGUGUUGUUUACCUCCUGUGUUAUAGUUAAUUUAGCAAGUAUUAAAAUAAAAUUAAUAAAAACGUGAUCAUUUCUUUUCCUCCAGGUUCAUUAGCGAGAUAUGUUAGCGUGUUGUCAAUAUCGGAUUCAGCCAGCGAGUUUGACUAGUAGAAUAAUUUGGUGGGUUGUCAAAAGAUGUUUGGUAAUUUAGCACUUUGGCCAUAAAAUUAGUAGAAAACACCAUUUUUCAAAACGUCAAGCCAAAACUCUCCUAUUAAUAGUGUUUUCAUUUUGGCGUUUCCGUCCAAAAACGCGGUUGCCGAAGAGCUAUUUACCAAACAACUUUUUCACUUAUUGAAAACGUUAAAAGUGGUCAAACCGCUAUUUUUCGGCUAAAACGCCGUUAACCAAACACCCCCAAUAUGUGGAUUAAAAAGGAAUUAAUCAUCAAGAUAAUCAAGAUAAUAUAAUUUCCUAAGAGUACAACAUGUUAAAAAUUAACAAUAAGACACCAAUGCUUCCAAAGAGUAAAAAGAGUUGCAUUGACAAAACUACCAUGCAUUAAUAAAUAAAUCAACUUAUUCAUUAAAAAUACAAAUAAAAUAUUACCCCUUGAUCCUAAAUGAACUUCACACUUUCCGAUUUGGACAAAUCCAAAAUAAACUUCAUACUUCUAUUUUUGGUAAGUUCUUAAUAUAAAGUUACUUUGAUACCUGUUGAGGUAAUGCGGUUUAUUCAUCCAACUUCAAGGGCCCAAAAUGUCCCUUGGGUUCUUAAUAUAAACUUCUAUUUUAGUGAUUAGUGUGAAUAUUGAGGCACAAGUACUUAAUUA
Messenger RNA from Cuscuta epithymum, 1669 nucleotides. The record is from the annotation of a GenBank genome assembly. NCBI's taxonomy places the organism in Eukaryota, Viridiplantae, Streptophyta, Magnoliopsida, Solanales, Convolvulaceae.